Messenger RNA from Ambispora leptoticha, 1047 nucleotides. The record is from the annotation of a GenBank genome assembly. NCBI's taxonomy places the organism in Eukaryota, Fungi, Glomeromycota, Glomeromycetes, Archaeosporales, Ambisporaceae.
AAUAAUAGCAAAAACGACGCAUAUUGUAAUCGUCUCACGCAGUUAGAUGAGGAGAAACUAAUUUUCAAGGGAAUCAUGGCUUCUACAGAAUCAAUACUGCCAAUAUCUUCUUUAUUUAGCUACUCAAAUCCAGCCUCUCACAAUGGACAUAUCCCGAUACGACACUUAUCACCAUUUUCAUCUUUGAAUAACAAAUUUCAUCCGACCUCGCACAACACAAUCACAUCAUUCUCGCGCAAUUACCAUAAUCUCAACAAGUCGAGAAAGCGCUCGGAAACUUUUGAGAAAUCAAAAAAAUGCGAAUUUAAUAAAAUGGACGAUGAAAGAAUAAUUUCAACAAAAAUAACAUCAUCUACCACCAAAUUAGACAAGUCUGGUAUAAUCACGCAGGUCUUUUUAAAUGACGAUAGUUUUUCCACCCGAUUAUUUAUAAAUCCAAUGUCACCAAGUGAAUUUUCAUGGAGCCCAGCUUCUGAAAGUUCAGCCGAGGAAGAAAUUGAAUUAAAUGAACCAAGUAAACGCGAUUUUAAAGAAGAAAUUCUAGGUAGACGACGUCUUUCUGGUCCAGCAACGCGUCUCAGAGGACAUAGAUACAAUGAAGACAACGACAAAGAGAGAGAAUAUUACGAGGCUAGAGCAGCACCGAUCCCAGAACUUGAAGGUUAUUACCCUCCCAAAUCAAAAACCACUAAUGAUACGCGUGUAGAAUUAAAAACAUCACCUUCCAAAUACGAAGUAUUGGCAAAAUGGUCCACGGCGCAGCGGAAAUCUUUUCUUGUAAAUUAUCUUAAAUACGGAAAAAACUUCAAACAUAUUGGUUUGGUCUGCAAAAAAUCCAUGAAAGAAGUAGUAGAAUUUUAUUAUUUAUUUAAGCAUACAGACGAAUUUCGCAUAGCUAAAUCAAUGCGCACAGACGAAGAUGCAUAUUAUGCAAGAUUAAUGAAGAUAGAAAAUCAAGCACGAACUUUAAAAAAGACUGCAUUGGUUGGUGGUAGCAUAAAUCAUACACGAAAAGGAAAGAAGAAAAAGAAGGCAUCGCGCUAUUGA